This is a messenger RNA of Fibroporia radiculosa, 1698 nucleotides long. RefSeq lists its product as uncharacterized. The record is from RefSeq and is a predicted model, not a curated record. Gene Ontology annotation, biological process: transcription initiation at RNA polymerase II promoter; RNA polymerase II preinitiation complex assembly. Lineage: Eukaryota; Fungi; Basidiomycota; Agaricomycetes; Polyporales; Fibroporiaceae. The transcript is spliced from 5 exons. Gene Ontology annotation, molecular function: RNA polymerase II general transcription initiation factor activity; transcription coactivator activity; protein heterodimerization activity. Gene Ontology annotation, cellular component: transcription factor TFIID complex; SAGA complex; SLIK (SAGA-like) complex. The coding region runs from base 1 to 1698 and encodes 565 amino acids.
AUGCGAAACUCGGUUCCCCGCGAGUUCCCUGCCAAUGGCCUCGACGGCGCUCGGGGCAGUGGCCACUGGGCAGCAGAUCCGGGUCUGCGGAAACGCGUCGCAUGUGAUGUGAAUGCGCAACCAGGCGGGCGCCUAAUAUACAUCCGCUCCCUGCAGCGCUGUUCCGAGACGUUGAAUAGCUGGGGCUUACUGUUUACUUUGCUACCUUCUGCUGCUGUUGGGCUUAAAAGGACUUGCUUAAUCAAUCCCAGCCUGGGGAUAUUCAUGAACAAACCAAACCAGAAACUGAGGCUGCCCUCUGCUCAACCCACAGGUAUUCUGAAGCCGGAUAUCGUUCGAGAUGUAUCGGAAUCCCUCAAUAUCGCUUCUUUAUCUGAUCUGGUCGCGUCAGCCCUGGCAAGCGAUGUGGAGUACCGAAUACACCAAGUCGUCGAGGAAGCCGCUCGCUUCAUGAGACAUGCGCGCCGCACGACAAUGACGACUUCCGAUAUCGACCAAGCACUGCGCGUACUCAAUAUCGAACCUCUCUAUGGCCACUCCCCACAUAACCCGCCCACAUUCCGACGAGCACUUCCACAUUCGCAGGCCCCCUCAGCGGGCCCAGUGUAUUUCGUGGAAGACGAAGAGAUUGACUUUGACCGGAUUCUUCGGGAAGAAAAGCUCACCAUACCAAAGGGCCCACGCUGGACCGCUCACUGGCUCGCCGUGGAAGGCGUCCAGCCACUCAUCCCCGAAAAUCCCCCUGCCAUUCCAAAAGAUACAGAUCUCGAUCAAGCAGGGAGGUUGGCUUCCCCGACACGGGGCACCGUUUUCCCCCUCACGCCACCCUCAUCCGACCGGCCGUCGCCUGCACAAGCGACAAGGAAGCAAUCUCAGCAACAACUUGUUAAGCAGGUCUUGUCGCGCGAGCUGCAACUGUAUUAUACCCGCCUUACGUCUGCGCUACUCCCGCCCACGACGUCAGAUUAUGCUAAGCGAACGGCAGCGCUUGCGAGCCUGCGAAAUGACGCGGGGCUGCAGGCGUUGCUCCCUUACCUGGUGCGAUGGGUGGGAGAGGGCGUGGUCGGCGCGCUGAAAGGUGCGGCGCAAAGCGAAGGCGAUGGGCGGGUGCUGGAGGUGCUUUUGGACGUUAUCGGUGCACUCCUCGAUAACACGACGUUGUUCGUCGAACCAUACCUCCACCAACUUCUCCCGCCCAUUCUCUCCAUUCUCCUGCAUUCUGCUCUUCCUCCGACGCAUGCAGCGCAUCUUCGCACGACCGCUUCACAGAUCCUGUCGCAUUUGCUGACGCAAUACUCGACGACAUACCCCUCCCUGCCUCCCCGGAUUAUGAAGACCCUUUUGCUCGCACUUAUCUCUUCUGGAAAGAGCAGGAGCACACGGGAAGGCGCAAUACGGGGUCUUAUAGGCAUAGGGAAGGAAGCCGUUCGCAAGGGACUCGUAGAGGGGGGUGGGGCUAAAGUAGUGGGGAGUGAGUGUAUGCCGGGGGAAGAUGGUGGUAUUGCAGAGACAGUCAUGGAGGCAUUGAAAGUGCUUCAACCACCCAGUUCGGCGCCGAUUCCACUAGAUCGGACUAAUGAGGCAGAUGGACACAUCGUCCAGCAGCUACAAGAAGUACUUGGUGAGUUUUUCGCCGAGCGGUUGGCCGGAGACUCUGUGUGGGCAAGAAGUAUAUUGAACGGAGACCAAGAGCGGUGA